This is a messenger RNA of Pocillopora damicornis (cauliflower coral), 2049 nucleotides long. Its product is annotated as proprotein convertase subtilisin/kexin type 7. The record is from RefSeq and is a predicted model, not a curated record. Gene Ontology annotation, cellular component: trans-Golgi network; Golgi membrane. NCBI's taxonomy places the organism in Eukaryota, Metazoa, Cnidaria, Anthozoa, Scleractinia, Pocilloporidae. Gene Ontology annotation, molecular function: serine-type endopeptidase activity. Gene Ontology annotation, biological process: protein processing.
UUUGAAAUGUUUCAAAUGACUUCCGGUUAUCUUCACACAAAGGCAGGCUUGGUUACCUGCAGACACAUUAAUGGCGGAAAAAGGAAAGGGGAAUCGCCACAAUUUCUCUAGAUUUCUCCUUUCCUGUCUUCGUGGUCUUGGUUGAAAUGCUGGCGAAUGUUUCAUGUAGCCUCUUAGUUACUUGUUAUGCCCAUUAAGCUGCUAGGAUGGCGGCUAUUUAUGGCUUUUUAUUGGCGUGUUUUUGUUCUAUUGAUUUGUGGAUGUUAUAGCAAUAAUGGAAUCGUACACAACAGAACGACAAACUCAAUGGAUUAUUCUUCAUCGUGGGCCAUUCGAAUACCACUGGUUCAUUUUUCUAAUUUACCUGAUCUCCAUGCGCUAGCAGACCGCAUCGCGGACGAGGCAGGCCUCGUAAAUCGCGGGCAAAUUGGAGGUCUCAAAGGACAUUACCUGUACAUACAUAAUAAUACUUUCUUCAAUCAAAGCGGAAUCAAAGAACACGUUCUUGGAAAAAUGCAGAAUAGCAUUACGGAACUUUUAGCCAAACAUCCAAGUAUUGAAUGGUCAAGACAAGAAGUAGUUCGAAUGCGUUAUAAGCGAAGCCUACAAUUUAAGGAUCAGUAUUUUCCAAGCCAAUGGCACUUGGACAAUUUACGAUUCAUAGGACAUGAUAUCAAUGUUACUGGUGUCUGGGAAAAUAAUAUCACAGGACGUGGAAUAGUUGUAUCUGUUAUUGACGAUGGUGUGGAAUGGACCAAUCCUGAUAUUCUUGACAAUUAUAGUUCAGAAGGCAGCUGGGAUAUCAACUCCAAUGAUGAUGAUCCAAUGCCAAGAGCAGAUGAGGCUGGCUUAAAUCAUCAUGGAACCAGGUGUGCUGGUGAGAUUGCUGCUGUGCCAAACACAUACUGUGCUGUAGGUGUUGCUUAUGGGGCAAAAGUAUCAGGUGUACGAAUUCUUGACGGUCCAAUGACGGACAGCCUUGAGGCUAUGGCAUUCAACAGUAAGAUGCACAUUAAUGACAUAUAUAGCUGCAGUUGGGGGCCUGAUGAUAAUGGAAAAACUGUUGAUGGACCUCAUCAAUUGGCACAGGCUGCUCUCGCUCAUGGUGUUUUAGCUGGUAGGAAAGGUUACGGCAGUAUUUUUGUUGUGGCAUCUGGCAACGGAGGACAUUUCAAAGACAACUGUAACUUUGAUGGAUAUGCCAACUCCAUUUACACUGUUACAAUAGGUGCUGUGGACGAGUUAGGAGAUAUGCCAUAUUAUGCAGAACAUUGUGCUGCUAUGUUGGCAGUCACUUACAGCAGUGGACAAGGCAUGCAGAGGAACAUAGUGACAACUGAUUGGCGCUUAGGGACUGGCACGGGUUGCACAGACAAACAUACGGGAACCUCGGCUGCGGCGCCCUUAGCGGCUGGAAUGAUCGCCCUCAUGUUACAAGCAAGACCAUGUUUGUCAUGGAGAGAUGUCCAACAUAUUAUUGCCAUUACUGCUGUCAAGCACGAUGUGGACGACAGUGAUUAUUAUACAAAUGGAGCCAAGUAUCACCAUAGCCACAAGUAUGGAUUCGGUCUUCUGGACUCUUGGCGACUGGUCAACACAGCUAAGGUAUGGAAGGCAGUGCCCUGGAUGACAUCUUGGUCAACACCCAUUAUUCAUGUUGGAAAACAGAUCCCGACAUCAACCAAUCAACUGAUAGAAAAGUACUACGUGUCUAAAGACAACGUCGGAGAGGUGGUUACUUUAGAACACGUCACCGUCACAGUGAAUCUCAAGCAUCGGCAUCGUGGAAACUUAAUGGUCAGUUUAGUGUCCGCUGAAGGAACGACAUCCAAACUGGCAACAGCAAGACAACACGAUAGAUCUUCGGAUGGUUUCGUAGACUGGACGUUUUCCACUGUUCGAUGCUGGGGCGAAAAACCACAAGGAACUUGGCAGCUGAUCGUUAUUGAUAAUGGUUUUGAUCACAGCCGAGGUUUCCUGAAGGAUUGGAAGUUGACUUUCUACGGUUCUUCCAUGACACCAGAAGAGAUACAGAAGAGACAGAGGUAA